AUGGCCCUCCCCACCACCGACCGCCAGAGCAACAGGCAGAGGUCUUCUUCUUUUACACCUGAAUGUGAUGAGCAUUUGAAGCCUAAAGUGGGUAUGACAUUUGAAGGACUCGAGGCCGUGGAGAAGUUCUACAAGGCAUAUGCACAUCAAUCAGGUUUUGGCGUUCGUAUUGGACAGCAGAAAAAGAUUGAGAAUAAGGUGGUCCGGACUAAGCGUUUCAUGUGUAAUAGAGAAGGAUUCAAGUCAAAAGAUAUUAAGGAGAUUAAUGACCCCUUGAGGAAAAGACGUAAGCAGACAGACACGCGAUGCGGUUGUGAUGCCCAUAUAUUUGUUAGACUUUGUGGGGAGAACACCUACAAGAUAGACUCAUGGAUUGAGCAUCAUGUUCAUGGUCUUGUAUCACCUGAUAAGCGUCAUUUGAUCAGAUCCAAUCGUAGAGUUAGUGAGAGGGCAAAGAAUACUUUAUACACAUGUCAUAAGGCAAGCAUUGGAACCUCCCAGGCAUACAGGCUCCUGCAAGUUAGCGAGGGUGGAAUUCCGAAUGCUGGGUGCACAAAGAGGGACUUGCAAAAUUACUAUCGCGGACUCAGGUAUAAAAUCAGAGACGCAGAUGCUCAAAUGUUUGUGGCCCAAUUAGCUAGAAAGCAGGAAGUGAAUUCAGCAUUUUUCUAUGAUUUUGAGGUGAAUGAUGAGGGGAACCUGGUGCGUGUGUUCUGGGCGGAUGCCACAAGUAGGAAGAACUAUAGUCACUUUGGUGAUGUGAUAUCCUUCGAUUCUACAUACACCACUAAUCAGUACAACAUGAUAUUUACACCAUGUACAGGGGUUAAUCAUCACUUACAAAGUGUCCUUUUUGGUGCUGGAUUCUUAUCAAAUGAGAAGGAUGAGUCAUACAUUUGGUUAUUUCAGACCUUCCUAAAAGCAAUGGGAGGGGUAGCACCUAGACUCAUCAUAACUGAUGAAGCUGCUAGCAUCAAGAAUGGUAUUGACAAAGUUCUUCCAGCCACUAUGCAUAGGUUAUGCAUGUGGCAUAUAAUGGAAAAGGUGCCUGAAAAAGUUGGACCUUUGAUUAGAGAAGAUUCUGAAUUUUGGCCGAGGUUGAACUCAUGUGUUUGGGGUUCAGAAACUGCAAGUGAGUUUGAAUCACAAUGGAAUUCCAUCAUUACAGAUUUUGGGUUGGAGGAUAACGAGUGGUUAGCUAAGAGGUUUACCAUUAGAGAUACAUGGAUACCAGCCUACUUUAUGGAUAUAUCUCUUGCGGGCUUGCUCCGAACCACUUCAAGGUCAGAAAGUGCAAAUUCUUUUUUCAACCGUUUCAUUCAUCGUAGGCUUGCUUUUCUUGAGUUCUGGCUUAGGUUCGACACAGCUUUAGAAUGCCAACGUGAGGAAGAAUUAAUGGCAGACAAUAGAAGCAUGCAUACCACCCCACAACUAUUUACGCCAUGGACAAUGGAGAAACAAGGUAGUGAGGUAUUCACAUAUGAGGUAUUCGAGAAAUUUCAGCUACAAGUUAUUGCUGCUAGAGAUCAUUGUUGUGUUCAGGGUAUUGCACAAGGUGUGGGGUUAAAAAUGGUGACCCUGAGAGGUCGAUCUGAUAAGGUUAGGGAGGUCUCCUAUGACACUACAACCAUGAUAGCAAAUUGUCCGUGCAAGUUAUUUGAGUCAAUCGGUAUUCCAUGUCGACAUAUUAUCCAAGUGUUGAGGAUUGAGAACCAAAACGAGCUUCCCAACUACUACAUUAUGAAAAGAUGGCAGAAACGGUGCAAGAGGGAGAAUGUUUAUGAUGAACAGGGGAACCUACUAGAAGAAAAGCCCACAGAUUCACUAGAUGCAGCCACGAGAAAGAAGAUUUCGACUGUACGUGAUAAGAUGGAAGAGCUGAUUCAAAAGGCAAAGCACUCAAAUGAAGGCAUGGACUUCUUAACAUCAAGUGUGUUGAGCAUUGAGGCGCCUUUAGACCAAAUGGUCCCUGCAGCCACACAGAACACUAGGCAAGAGGAAUAUGAGGCUUUUAUUGGUUGUAAUAUUCCUACAGAAGUUCAUAUACAUCCACCAACUGAUGUUCGUACCGUGGGGAGAUGCAAAAGAAUAAAGAGUGGAAAGGAGAUCAAGGAGGGUGAUAGGAAAAGGAAGGACAAAGAAGCGAAGUUAAAGGUUGCACGCUUGUGCAAGACAUGCAAGCAAAUGGUGUUUCAUGAUAGUCGCAAUUGUCCAAGCAAAACUAUUCAAGGGAAAAGGAGCUUGAUUGCGGAAGAUGUGCAACCAAAUGGUGCUUCCUGA
Messenger RNA from Aegilops tauschii subsp. strangulata, 2280 nucleotides. The record is from RefSeq and is a predicted model, not a curated record. Lineage: Eukaryota; Viridiplantae; Streptophyta; Magnoliopsida; Poales; Poaceae.